Messenger RNA from Camelina sativa (false flax), 1199 nucleotides. RefSeq names its product putative plastid-lipid-associated protein 1, chloroplastic. Lineage: Eukaryota; Viridiplantae; Streptophyta; Magnoliopsida; Brassicales; Brassicaceae. The record is from RefSeq and is a predicted model, not a curated record.
UAAUAUUGUGAGGUUUGAGUUUGUUCUUGUGAAGAAAUAGCAAAAUCAAAAAAAAAAAAAAAAAAUGGCGACUGUACCAUCAUUGUUCACUCAAUUCCCCUGCAAAAAAACCCAAGUUCCAAACUCACCAAACGCUAAACCACAUUCCAAAUCUCCGGUUCAAGUCUCGGUACACUCAUUCAAUCGGAGGUCGGAGCUUGGGAUCUCUGUUCACCGGCGAGGUUUCAAAGUCCGAGCAACGGAUUUUGACGACGAAUGGGGUCAAGAAGGGGUGGAGAGAGUAAUGGCUUCAUCAUCGGUGGCGGAGAAAGAAGCAGACGAAGCGAUCGAAUCCGUGGAGGAGACGGAGAAGCUUAAAAGAUCGCUUGCGGAUUCGUUGUACGGAACAGAUCGUGGUUUGUGCGCGUCGAGCGAUACGAGAGCUGAGAUCAGCGAGCUUAUUACCCAGCUCGAGUCUAAGAACCCUACUCCUGCCCCUACCGAUGCUCUGUUUCUCCUCAAUGGCAAAUGGAUCCUCGCCUACACAUCGUUCGUGGGUAUGUUCCCAUUGCUCUCACGCAGAAUCGAGCCUUUGGUUAAAGUGGAUGAGAUCUCACAAACCAUUGAUUCCGAUACCUUCACCGUUCAAAACUCUGUUCUGUUUGCCGGUCCGUUUUCCACAACAUCGGUUAGCACCAACGCUAAGUUCGAAAUCCGAAGCCCCAAACGUGUUCAGAUUAAGUUCGAGCAAGGAGUUAUUGGAACUCCUCAGCUAACAGAUUCGAUUGAGAUCCCUGAAUUCGUCGAGGUUCUUGGCCAAAAAAUCGAUCUCAGCCCUAUUAAAGGGUUACUUACAUCGGUCCAAGACACAGCUUCGUCUGUGGCUAGAACCAUCUCAAGCCAACCACCAUUGAAAUUCUCUUUGUCUAGUGACAAGACUCAGUCGUGGCUGCUCACAACUUACCUCGACAAAGACCUUCGGAUCUCGAGAGGCGAUGGUGGAAGCCUCUUUGUGCUCAUCAAAGAAGGAAGCUCUCUCUUAAACCCUUAAAAUUAUCAUUACUCUCUCACAUCACAUCACAUCCAGAGUAACAUAUAUACUACUAGUAUAGAACCAUUUGUCUAUGUUUAAUAGUGAUGUAACUGUUAUAUUACCUGUUGGAGAGUUAUAAUAAUGGAUGUUACUCUUAAGAAAUACAAUAUAUAUUUACAUUGAUACA